This is a messenger RNA of Lepidothrix coronata (blue-crowned manakin), 2947 nucleotides long. It is a transcript of the gene GFM2, whose product is annotated as G elongation factor mitochondrial 2. Lineage: Eukaryota; Metazoa; Chordata; Aves; Passeriformes; Pipridae. Gene Ontology annotation, cellular component: mitochondrion. Gene Ontology annotation, molecular function: GTPase activity; translation elongation factor activity; GTP binding. The record is from RefSeq and is a predicted model, not a curated record. The coding region runs from base 261 to 2594 and encodes 777 amino acids. The transcript is spliced from 22 exons. Gene Ontology annotation, biological process: ribosome disassembly; mitochondrial translation.
ACGGCAUGGCGGCAGGGCAGGCGGGGGCAGAGGCCAGGACGGGGGUUGAGUGCGUCGUGCACCCCUGGGCUGGGCCGUGCUGAGGCUGCAGCGGGGGCAGGAGGUGAUCGGGGACGGCGCAGAACCGCCCCAGAGAUAUUUUGCCCUGCAACCUGUUCUCUUUCAAGACCGGAAAAUCUGUUUGCACUUCGCUGAUCUGUAAUCGGUGCUCUAGAGCUUUUCUGAGAGUUACUGGAACAGCAUCAAAGAGUGGAGCCAGAAUGUGGAAAGUUAUGAGGAGAGUUUCAGUGGAUUUAUUGGAGUCAUCAAGUUUAUGCAAUAAGCAGGUGUAUUUCAGGAAGACAAAAAUGAGAGUUGUGAGUGUGACACAGCAAAACUGCAGUCUGAGAAACUACAGUGCUCCACCAGGAGAUGUUAAGUCUCUGCGUUCUGUCAUUAAUCCUGAUAUAUCCAGAAUCCGAAACAUUGGCAUUAUGGCCCACAUUGAUGCAGGCAAAACUACGACAACAGAGAGAAUGCUGUAUUAUUCUGGAUAUAUAAGAACACUUGGAGAUGUUGAUGAUGGAGACACGGUGACAGAUUUUAUGGUACAAGAGCGAGAACGUGGUAUUACCAUUCAGUCUGCUGCAGUUACAUUUGACUGGAAAGACUACAGAAUCAAUCUGAUUGACACCCCAGGUCAUGUGGACUUCACAGUGGAAGUUGAGCGUUGCUUAAGAGUCCUGGAUGGAGCAGUAGCAGUGUUUGAUGCUUCAGCUGGUGUUGAGGCACAAACUCUGACAGUGUGGAGACAAGCAGACAAACAUCAGAUACCACGAAUUUGCUUUUUAAAUAAGAUGGACAAAAGCAGGGCAAGUUUUACAUAUGCCGUUGAGAGCAUCAAACAAAAGUUGAAGACAAAACCUUUGCUAUUACAGUUGCCCAUUGGGGAAGCCAAGACCUUCAGAGGACUGGUUGAUAUCGUGACUAAGGAAAAAAUAAUUUGGAAACCUACUUCUGAUUUGGAUGAUGGAAAAAAUUUUGAACGAAAGCUGCUGCUGGAGGCUGAUGAUCCAAACCUGUUCCAAGAAGUCCAGGAUGCCAGAAAUACCUUAAUAGAACAAGUUGCAGAUCUGGAUGAUGAAUUUGCUGAACUGGUUCUAGGAGAACACAGUGAAAAUUUUGACUUAAUAUCAGCUGAGAAGUUACAGUCUGCUAUCCGGAGAGUCACUCUUGCUCACAAAGCUGUCCCUGUACUCUGUGGCAGUGCACUGAAGAACAAAGGAGUGCAGCCACUACUGGAUGCCAUUACUAUGUACUUGCCUGCACCUAAUGAACGUUCAUAUGAGUUUCUACAGUGGUACAAGGAUGACCUGUGUGCCCUAGCAUUUAAAGUUCUCCAUGAUAAAUGUCGUGGACCACUGGUUUUUGUUCGCGUUUACUCAGGUUCACUGAAACCUCAGUCAGCUGUAUAUAAUAUUAACAAAAGUUGCACAGAGAGAAUGAGCCGGCUGCUCCUGCCUUUUGCUGAUCAGCACAUUGAAAUACCAUCACUGAUGCCUGGCAACAUUGCUCUUACUGUUGGGUUAAAACAGAGUGCCACUGGAGAUACCAUAGUGUCAUCAAAGGCUUCAGCAGUCGCUGCAGCACGCCGAGCUGGAAGGGAUGCCAGGGAGAAGAAGAGGUCUGUGAGUGACGUAGACAGCCUUCUGCUGGCAGGUGUUGAGAUCCCUGACCCUGUCUUCUUCUGUACAAUUGAACCUCCUUCAAUGGCCAAACAACAAGACUUGGAUAAUGCAUUGAGCUGCCUUCAGCGUGAAGAUCCAAGUUUAAAAGUGAAGAUAGAUCCUGACACAGGACAAACUAUCCUCUGUGGCAUGGGAGAACUACACAUAGAGAUCAUUCAUGACCGAAUCAAACGUGAAUAUGGAAUUGAGACUUAUUUGGGACCUCUUCAAAUAGCAUACCGAGAAACCAUCUUAAGUGCUGCCCAAGUUACAGAUAUAUUGGACAAAACAGUAGGAGAUAAACGACACUUUGUUACUGCAGAGUUAGAGGUGAGACCCAGGUCAGGGGACAGAGCAAUGACAAAACCCAUCAUUGACUAUGCUGAGAGUGUUAUUGGAGAACUACCCAAAGAACUCCAAGGAGCUAUAGAAAAUGGAAUCAUGAAUUCAUGCAUUCAAGGACCUCUGCUUGGAUUCCCAGUUCAGGAUAUAGAUGUGACAGUGCAAUCACUGACAGUGCAUCCGGACACCUCCCACACAAUGGUAUCAGCCUGUGUCUCCCGUUGCAUGCAAAAGGCCUUGAAAAAAGCUGGUAUACAAAUACUGGAGCCUGUGAUGAACCUAGAAAUCACAGUAAGUGAAGAUCAUCUCAGUGCAGCACUUUCUGAUCUUGCACAGCGGAGAGGUAGUAUUCAGGAAAUCCAGAGUCGUCAAGAUAACAGAGUUGUGGUUGCUGCUGUUCCACUAGCAGAAAUGAUGGGCUACUCAACAGUUCUGCGUUCUUUAACAUCAGGCUCAGCAACCUUCACAUUGGAGCUUGCCAGUUAUCAAGCCCUGAACAGUCAAGAGCAAAGUGCACUUCUUCAGAGGAGGAUGGGGUUGGUGUGAUCACUUCACUCUGUAGAACGGUGUUUUCUAUUCUCCAUGUUAAAUAUUUCCAUAUGUACACCAGUAUGUUCACCUGGGACCAACUGGUGGUGGUAAAUGACGAGUCAGCAGCCACAUGAACAGACUGGGCUCUUAAUUGUCCGCGGGGGAAAGUUCAAGAGCCUGUUCUAAUGGCACAGCCUUGUAAUUGCAAAGCAGGGAUGGAACCACAAGGUGUUGCUUUGCAAAUUUUUAUCUUACAGAUAAGAUCCGUAAGGAGAAUUGAUGCACAUCCUUUUCACAGAAAUGAGGACUAAGUGCACGUUAGUGUGCCACGAAAACUGAUUCUUAAUUUAGUAAAUAAAGUUUGUGAA